CGCUACUGUAGGCGGACGCUGGGUGGCACCAGCGCUAAACUGACUCUGGUCUCCACCAGUGCAACGCUGCGUCAUGACACUCGCCUCGACCACGGGGCCAGACGGUCUUACUUCUCCCCAACAAUUUGCAUCCAAAUUAGGCGUGUUGGAAUUGUGUGUAUAUAUCCCAACGAACACCACGAUCGAAUAGUCGUCCUUGCAAAACCCCAUAGCAUGAUCAGCCUCUGAAAAUACCAACAGAGCUCCGACGUUAACAUGGCUCCGCCGCCCGAGAUCGCCAUCCCUUCCACCAGCAUUUCCGAUGAGGAGUCGGGAAAGCCUUACACAUUAUAUAACAUUACACUGAGACUCCCCUUGCGGUCCUUUGUCGUACAAAAGCGGUACUCCGACUUUGUGAAGCUGCACGAGACGCUGCUUGAGCAAACUGGCAUCCCUCCACCACAACCGUUACCGAGCAAGCACUGGUUCAAGUCAACUGUCAAAUCCGCCGACUUAACAAGAGAGCGCCAGGUCGGAUUUGAGAAAUACCUACGAACGAUAGCCGAAUCCCCCGAUCGAAGAUGGCGCGACACGGCGGCCUGGAGGUUGUUUCUCAACCUUCCCAGCUCAAGUACAACAAGCUCAGCGGUUUCAGCCAACGGACGCGCAAGCAAUAUUGCAGCUGGAGCAGCCGACCCUGCAACAUGGCUAGAUAUUCACAGAGAAUUAAAACAGUUGCUUCACGAAUCAAGGCUAGCCAUCUCGAAACGAGACAGCGCAGUUGAUAGUGGUAAUACUACUGCUGCGGAACAAGCGUCCAUGACGGCACGAAGAUCUGCGGCUAAGGCGGGAACCUUUGUAGCAACAUUAACAGAGGGAUUACGCAAGAUCCAAGACACUGGAAAGCUAGGUGAUGGCGAGUUGCGCCGGCGUAGGGACUUGCUCUCUGCAGCGAAAAUGGAAAAGGAAGGACUCGACAGGCUCGCUAGCAGCAAGAUUAGCUCAAGAGAUCCAAUAAACCGAGGGACUGCUGUAUCUGAUACAGCAAGCUCAUCAAGAAUAAGCAAGCCGUCGGGACGAAUCUUGGGUGGACAGGCUGUAGAGACGGUCAAGACAAAGGAGCUGGAUAAUGCCGGUCUGUUGCUACUACAAAAGCAAGAGAUGGAGCAACAAGACGAGCAUCUGAACGAGUUGACGGCUAUUAUUCAACGGACAAAGAAGAUGGGCAUACAAAUGGAUGAAGAGCUGACGAUACAGAACGAGAUGCUUAGUGAGAUGGACAAAGACAUGACCCGACUAGAUGCGAAGAUUAAGGUUGGAAAGAAUCGCUUGCGAAAGUUGGGCGAAUAAUUAUUGGUAUCCGAGCAGUUUCCUAUUUUGGGAGGCAUCCAUUACAUUACAUCUGGAAGCGUGGAGUUUAUUUUCCCUCUUAAGUUUCGCCAUAUUAAUACGUACAUUUUCAGUCCUAUAGCAUGCAAUUUUGGUGUUUGUACAAGCUCGUUAGACGGCAGGUCUAUUACUCGGAUUUACUCCGUUUGCCUCUAAAGUUCAUCCUAUAUCCAUCAGAAAUAUUGCUUACUAUUACAACAGCUCUUUCAUUCCGACACGAUGGCUGUUUCGCCUGUGACUGGAAGAACAAUUAAAUCCGUGUCAGGUGCCGGGUAUCUCGGGGCUCCUGCAGGGUCUUGCGCCAGAGAGACCCUCUCUUGGGCUUCGUCAUUGGCCUGGACGCGCCACGCGGGGAAUGGUUGCUAGGCAACGGCCACAACAAAGAGGCGAGUCGCUCAUCGACAACGACUGUCUUGCGUCAUUGUGGUGUCAAAUUUCGGCUAUUGUCACAUAGCGCACCAAAGAUGAUGGUGAUCCAAGCAAUUCCAAAACAGGCUUUGUCCUUGUCUCUAUGUUUUUUUUGCGAAGUACAAAGAACGUCUUAAUUGUUUUCUUUGCGCACAUCGUUUGGGAUGACGUCGCCUAGACAGCCCGCUGCUGGCGGUGGAGCUCCGCAAGUGGCAGCGGGCCGUCUCCUGCAGUAGUCGGCGGCGGUCUGGCACCAUGAAAACGUUUGUGUUUUUAUAGUGUGCCAACGCACAAGCAACUUCAUUGGCAGAGCAUCAUUGUCUGCUGUCUUUGACUGGAUCGCCGUAUUCGCAGCAGCAGCCUACUCGGCGACCUGCCACAAUGCUUUGUCUACAUACGCUAGCAAAUAUAGGACGCCCCUUUUGCUUCUAGAAGUUCAGGGACCUCUGCACCGCCACUGUAGCGGAGAUGGGAAAUGCAAUUAUGAAAACAAAUUAUACUUGAAUAGAGCAAAGUGAUACGAUGUGCUACAUCGUGUACAGCAGAUAAACAUAUACUGUACAAGUGUCCGUGAAAGCGAGAAACUGUCUGAAGAAAACAAACACGGCAGCUCGUUUCGUCAGCGCCGCGGGGAACCUUCGUCCACCUGCAGGUCGGCGACGCAUGCAUGCAGCCGGAGACGGGGCCAGUUUGUCGAUAGCGACAGGUUGAUGCGCUGGAGACUGAGACAAGCAAAGUGGCAUCUACCGCUUUGCCACUGUACCCUGGUCCGAAGAAGGGGACAAGUUGAAGCGACGACAUCGCCAGCUACUAGGGAGCCGCUGUAUCUAUCCCCGUUGCAAAACAGUAGGAGGAACUGUGCACGCAGCAAAGCAUAACCAGUAGAUGGAUGCAGCAGAAAGACCAGUAAUCUUGUACCUUGAUUGAAUCAUCAGGACCCUUUUUCCCCCUAUUGAUUCGCUGCACUGUUAUUUCACACCGGCACUCUGGAUGGGGC
[Torrubiella] hemipterigena is the source of this 2773-nucleotide messenger RNA. NCBI's taxonomy places the organism in Eukaryota, Fungi, Ascomycota, Sordariomycetes, Hypocreales, Clavicipitaceae. The record is from the annotation of a GenBank genome assembly.